AUGCUUUUGCGCUGUCUUCGAUGGCUUCGCGCCAAGGUUGUACAACGAGCCGAGCGUUUGCUGCUUCAUGUCCUUGCCGCCGGGCCUAUUCCCAAACAUGUCGCGUUUGUCAUGGAUGGCAAUCGCCGCUACGCCCGUAUGAACCACAAAGCGAUCUCACAGGGCCACAGCGACGGGUUUCUGACUCUGCGACGCCUUCUUGAAGCGUGUCUCCGCCUCGAAAUCCGAUGUGUUUCUGUCUACGCGUUUGCAAUGGACAACUUUCGGCGGUCGCCAGAAGAAAUAGACCAUCUCAUGCACUUGGCCCACGACAAACUGAGGGAGCUGUCCCAACAUGGUGAUAUUCUCGAGCAGUAUGGCGUGCGAUUAAACGUGUUGGGCAAAACUUCGCUGUUACCAGAAUACGUGCAAGAAGCCAUCCGACACGUCGAGAGCAUCACCCGGAAUAACGACAGAUGUGUCUUUUCUACACCGGUCUCUGCACGAAAGGCUGAACUGGUCGUUACAGCGAUCCUCAAUAUCCACAUGUCCUAUUCUGCCCAGGAUGAAAUCGCCACGGCCGUAGAGUCUGCUAUUCACAUUUCUUUGGACAACCCAUCCGAUAUCCACAUUACCGAAAAAGAUGUCGAGGACCAACUCUUCACGUCGUUGUCCAGGAGCCCACCACUUGAAGUGCUUGUGCGAACCAGCGGGGUAAAGCGUCUGAGCGACUAUCUGUUGUGGCAGUGCAAUGAAAACACGCAAAUACACUUCGUGUCGGCCUACUGGCCGGACUUUGGGUUGUGGGACUUUGUGCCAAUCGUCUUGAACUAUCAGCGCAAAGCUUGGGGCAAGUAG
Molecule: messenger RNA, 837 nt
Organism: Mycena indigotica
Lineage: Eukaryota; Fungi; Basidiomycota; Agaricomycetes; Agaricales; Mycenaceae
Product: Alkyl transferase
Exons: 5
Coding region: 1-837 (278 amino acids)
Cellular component (GO): endoplasmic reticulum; dehydrodolichyl diphosphate synthase complex; lipid droplet
Molecular function (GO): ditrans,polycis-polyprenyl diphosphate synthase [(2E,6E)-farnesyl diphosphate specific] activity
Source: RefSeq, a predicted model, not a curated record